Messenger RNA from Equus quagga, 1174 nucleotides. RefSeq names its product Cbp/p300 interacting transactivator with Glu/Asp rich carboxy-terminal domain 1 (gene CITED1). Gene Ontology annotation, biological process: regulation of DNA-templated transcription; melanocyte differentiation. Bases 16 to 1095 code for a protein of 359 amino acids. Gene Ontology annotation, cellular component: nucleus. The transcript is spliced from 3 exons. Lineage: Eukaryota; Metazoa; Chordata; Mammalia; Perissodactyla; Equidae. The record is from RefSeq and is a predicted model, not a curated record.
UUAUUGGGCAAGUCCAUGCGGGGCGGUAGGGAGAGACCAUGUCCCGGGCCCGGGCUCCCGCCAGCUUUAGAAGCGCCACGAGUCGGCCGGGGCCCGGGGCUCGAGGAGUCCACGGCCUGGACCCGCCAGCCCCACCCCGGGAGCCGCGGCCGGUCCCCGGCGCUGCCGGACCCGCGGGGCCGCUCGGACUCCGUUCCCCGGCCGGCCCUUCGCUUUCACACGAUCCGCCGUGACUGCACCAGCUCGAGCGCCUUUAAAGGGCCACACACGCCAGCCGCCGCUAUAAAAUGUUCCCGGCGGCACAGCUGCAGAAGGGGCACCGCUGAGCUGCCGAGAGGAGGCCCGCUCCGCCCGGCUGCCCGCCCGCAGCCCGCCGGCGAGGGGUCGUCCCUGGCGAGGAGGCAGAGGGCUGAGGAAGGCACGGCACCCGCUCUGGCCCUCGCGCGACAGCUCCAGCUGGCAGCAUCACCUCCCACCAGUUUAUCCAACUUCUGCCAAGGCUCUGAAAUGCCAACUAUGUCAAGGCCUGCACUCGAUGUCAAGGGUGGCACCUCACCUGUGAAGGAGGAUGCCAACCAAGAGAUGAGCUCUCUGGCCUACUCUAACCUGGGGGUGAAAGAUCGCAAAGCAGUGGCCAUCCUGCACUACCCUGGGGUAGCCUCGAAUGGAACCAAGGCCAGUGGGGCUCCCACUAGUUCCUCGGGAUCUCCAUCUCCAGUAGGCUCUCCUACUGCCACCCCUUCCACUAAACCCCCACCCUUCAACCUGCACCCCGCCCCUCACCUGCUGGCCAGUAUGCAGCUGCAGAAGCUUAACAGCCAGUAUCAUGGGAUGGCCGCCGCCACUCCAGGCCAACCCGGGGAGGCAGGGCCACUGCAAAACUGGGGCUUUGGGGCUCAGGUGGGAGGGGCGGGGUCACUCUCUCCUUCUACCGGUGCCCAGAGCCCUGCUAUCAUCGAUUCAGACCCGGUGGAUGAGGAGGUGCUGAUGUCGCUGGUGGUAGAGCUGGGACUGGACCGAGCCAAUGAGCUUCCGGAGCUGUGGCUGGGGCAGAAUGAGUUUGACUUCACUGCGGACUUUCCAUCUGGCUGCUGAUGCCAACAGUCCCUUAAAGAUGGAGGAAUAAAGCCACCAAUUCUGUUGUAAAUAAAAAUAAAAGUUACUUACAAAGAGA